UUUAAUUAUAUUAAUUGUAUUGAAGUGAACACCACAUCGGGUGUAGUGAACGGACAUACGAUACAUGUGUUGAAUGCAAGUAUUCAUGAAUUUCUUGGCAUACCUUACGCUCAGCCACCGGUCGGUGCUCUACGGUUUGCAAAACCUGUGCCCAUCGAAAAGCCUUCAAAAGAUAUCAUAGACGCUACAAAACCCGGGAACUCAUGUAUGCAAAAACCGCCUGAUUAUGCACAGGAGUUGUGGGGAAAUGUAACCCUAAGUGAGGACUGUUUGGUACUAAACAUAUGGACACCAAAUGUGGAAAACAGUACCCGAUCGGAGGCUUUGCCACUAAAACCAGUCAUGUUUUACAUACACGGCGGGGGUCUGUUGUGGGGCUCAAUAUUUAACCCCAUAUACAACGGCAGUUCGUUUGGUUUCUUAUAUGGCGAGGAAGUGUCGGCGCCCGGAAAUGUAGGUCUUUUUGACCAGUUAUUGGCACUCAAAUGGGUCAGAGAAAACGUUCAUUUAUUUGGCGGGGAUAGGGAUCAGAUCACUAUAUUUGGUCAGAGCGCCGGCAGUUGGUCGGUAUCGGCGCAAAUAUUCUCACCCCUAUCCCGGGGCUUAUUCAAGAGGGCUAUUAUGCAAAGUGGGGCCCAUAUGUACAAUAAGGACCGGGAUAUUAUCAACACUACCGAAGCCCUGGCUAUGGGCCACGAAUUGGCGCAACAACUGAAGUGUAAUUCAUCUGAACAUUGGUUAACAUGUUUGCGAGGAGUGGACGCAAAGGAACUCCUAAAAUAUAUACCCAAAUAUGUGGAUCCGGUCGAAGGCACUGAGUAUUUGCCCAUUUCUGCACAAAAGGCCUAUGAGACCAAAAAGUUUAAUUCAGACAUCGAUUUAAUGGCCGGAAAUACAUUAGACGAGUGUUCGGGUGCCUUAAGCCGUAUGUUUCCCGACGUCCACAACAUUACUGUCGACGUGUUUAAGGGAUUGGUGUCGCAAAGCAAUCAAGUAUUUCACGGAUUAGACACAGAAAACGUGACCAACUUUUAUCUGAGAAAUGUCGACCCCGAAGAUCCCGGUGCCAUUGAGCGGGCAUUCGACGUGUUUUACGGCGAUUUGAUGCAAAUAUGUCCCACGUACUUGUUUGCCAAACAAUAUGCGACAAGUGUUCAACAAUUAAAAAAUAUAUACUUUUUUGAUCUGACAUUCACGAGCCAACACGUUACUAAUAUCACGGGCUGUCAGCCCGGAAAGGUAUGUCAUUUGGCUGACUUGCCGUUCGUGUUCGGUAUGCCGUUUAGAGUGCCGGAGGUUUUCACUCACGAGGAGACUGUGUUCAGUCGCGAUGUCAUGAAAAUGUGGACCAAUUUUGCUAAGACUGGUUUU
Molecule: messenger RNA, 1371 nt
Organism: Oppiella nova
Lineage: Eukaryota; Metazoa; Arthropoda; Arachnida; Sarcoptiformes; Oppiidae
Source: the annotation of a GenBank genome assembly